Messenger RNA from Caenorhabditis angaria, 2058 nucleotides. The record is from the annotation of a GenBank genome assembly. Lineage: Eukaryota; Metazoa; Nematoda; Chromadorea; Rhabditida; Rhabditidae.
AUGUAUGGUCAUCAAGAUCGAUGCGACCGUACAGCGUACGUGGCCGGGUUGCAACCGUCAAUUUCGGAUAUUGAACUUUUCGAAGUUUUCAACAAAGUAUCACACGUAGAAAAAGUUAUUGUUCGCAAUGCUUCUACUCGACACGCAUUGGUUGUCUUCAAGUGAGUAACAAUUCAUAGUGCUUUUCAAAUAAAUGUGUUUCAGAUCUGUUGAAGGUUUGUAUCUAGCUUUGGUACAUUUUCAAGGGAUUGUGCUUCAUGGAAGACAGCUUCAUAUUCGCCCUCUACGGGAAAGUUCGCACAAAUCAUUGAACGAAAACGGCGGCAAUCAAAUGAUGUAUGAUCAAAGACGUAGACCACAGUCUGUUCAAGAAAAGUUUCAUCCGAACAGUCUUUAUACAUACAGUAACAAUCGAAACAAUUCAUCUGGUCGUAAUGGUUCUUCUCGUCGUCGUGCAUCAUACAAUCGGAAUGCGCAGCCAAUUCAACACUCAAUGAGAGACAAUUUAUCUCCACCACAAUAUCUUUCUUUCAAUAAUGAUAUACAAUUUGAUGACUAUUCGGAAAGCGCUCAGAGGUUAGAAUUUUCUCCGUUUUCCUGCAUUCUGCUUUUUAAUCUUACGAUUUAGAUUCGAUAGCUUGGCUAAUUUGAUACGAGGACCACAUCCAGGAAAUCCAUAUACAAACAAACCAGCACAGUAUGUCAAGAUCGUGUUAUACUUUUUGUUUUUUAUUACAAGUUUAUUUUCAGAAUACCUGAUGGUCAAAAAUCUCGCUCAAACUCUGCCAAAGAAUGUUCAAAACCAGCACCGCCGACGUGGAAAAUGGAAUUGCAGAUCAAAAAAGAAAACGAAGUUCAGCAAAAUGGGCCUGCGGCCGCCCAAGUUUAUCGUAAAAAUCCCGAGCAACCUGAAAAAAUGACAGCUCAAGAAUUGUUGGCCAAAUUUUCUUCGUUUGGAACCGAGAAGGAGAACUCAAAUGAAAAUUCAAAGAAGAAGCGCCCAAAUUUGUCAGUCAUCAAUCCUUCGCUUUUUUACGAACAAUAUCCACGUACUUCAUCACCAUUGGCAUUGGUCAAUACCGGUGAGUUUAUCAGUUUACUUGAAGAUAAAAAAGUUGUUUAUUUUCAGAUGUGGUUGAUAAAGCUGUAUCUCCACACGAUCCAGCAGUUCUUGCAUAUCGCCGUGCUCGUGCUCCAACUAUAAUCGCUGAUCUUUCUCCAAUCGAUAUUCGUAAUUGCUCAUAUGUAACCAAACAUUUUGCCGAAAAUUCCAAGGAAAUGGCUUUGCAGCCAACUUUGAAUCGACGAGAAAUGACAAAUGAAGAGUUAUCGGAUAUGAUUGUUUCUACCGGAAAUCUUCGGAUCGAUUUACCGUUCUCGGUAAUCGGCAAACAAUGUAAGUUUAUCCAUCGGAACUCAAAUAUCUAAUAUUAUUUCUCAAUUCAGCCAAUGACGAACCUGCUCCAUGGUCUCCAGUGAAAAGAGUUCGUGCAGAGAGCGGUUCCUUGUCCUUGAUGCACAUAAAUAGUCCACAUUUCUCACCAAUAAAAUUAGAAUUCGAUGAUGAUGUUUUCUGCUUUGAAAACAAUGGAAAACUCGUCGAUGAUUCGCCCAAAAAAUCUGGCGAAAAUAAGAACGAUGUUGUUGUUGAUGGUAAUAAUGUGGAACAGAAACUGAAAAGUUAUCAAGAUAUUACCAACAGCCGACUUCCAUCAAACUGUCAUUCAGCGAAUCCGUCAUCUGACAAACGUUCUUUCGUAUUUCCAGUAUGUUUUUUUUAUCUGAAGCUAAGUAUUUAUAUAAUUAUUGUUUUUGUUUUUUCAGGAAUACUCGCCAAUAUUCCGUCACGUAUCUGUUCCUUCAUUGACAAAUUUCGUGUCGGAUAUCACAGAUUUUGGAAUUGGUCUCCAUUCGCAACAUGUUUCGAUUGGUGAAAAACUUGUUUGCAGUUCUUCGAGUUCAGCUGAGGUCUCUGCAUCUCACUCAAAAUCCUCGUUAGAAUCUGAUCAAAAAAUCAACGAAUUUGUCGAAAGUGAGAAACCAUUGGCAAUGAUUUGA